AUGCGCAAGACAGCCACAUACGAGUGGAAAGAGGAGCAACAGAGGGCGUUCAGGCAAAUAAAGGAGCAACUGAAGCAGGCAGCCCUAUGCAACGAUUACGCCGCAGAAGAAUUAAUUAUCGAGACCGACGCGAGUGAUUACGCAGUACCCGGCAUUCUAUCAUGCAGAAAGAACGGCCGCGAUUACCCAAUUGAAUACAUGUCUAAGACAUUAACGGAACUAGAAAUAAGGUGGCCAAUGAGAGAGAAAGAAGCCUAUGCAAUUGUAGUUGCACUCCAAAAGUUCGAUGUCUACAUACGGGGUCGGAAGGUUACCAUAUACACCGAUCACAAAAGCCUAGAGUGGAUGUUCCAGGCCAAGAAAGGUAAGAUUGCCCGAUGGGCCACACUCCUACAGGAGUACGACCUGACCGUUAUCCACAAGAGCGGAAUCGAGAUACGGGUAACGGAAUGGAGACAAGCGUACCAAGAGAUAUCUACCGUUGAGAGAGACCGACUGAAG
This is a messenger RNA of Gregarina niphandrodes, 501 nucleotides long. Its product is annotated as putative enzymatic polyprotein. The transcript has a single exon. The annotation marks the transcript as partial. The record is from RefSeq and is a predicted model, not a curated record. NCBI's taxonomy places the organism in Eukaryota, Apicomplexa, Conoidasida, Eugregarinorida, Gregarinidae.